AUGUACUCCAAGGCUUUCCUCGCUGCCCUUGUUGGCGCCACCGCCGUCUCUGCCCACGGCUACGUUGAGAAGAUCACCGCCGGCGGCUCCACCGUCGACGGUCUCAACCCUUCCAGCUACCCCUACGCCAGCGAGAAGCCCGUCACCCCCGGCUGGGCUGCCACCAACACCGACCUUGGCUUCGUCGCCCCUGACGCCACUGGCGAUGCCGACAUCAUCUGCCACCGCGGUGCUACCCCCGGUACCAGCUCCAUCAAGGUCGCCGCCGGUGAGAAGGUCACCGUCAAGUGGAACACCUGGCCCGACUCCCACAAGGGCCCCAUCAUGGACUACCUCGCCAAGUGCUCCGGCGACUGCACCAAGGCCACCAAGGCUGACCUGAAGUUCUUCAAGGUCGCUGAGCAGGGUCUGAGCGGCGGCAAGUGGGCUGCUGAGAAGUUGCUCGAGAACAACCUCAACUGGGACAUCACGAUCCCCGGUGACGUCGCCGCUGGCAACUACGUUCUCCGCCACGAGAUCCUGGCCCUUCACUCCGCUGGCCAGGAGAACGGCGCCCAGUUCUACCCCCAGUGCAUCAACCUCGAGGUCACUGGCGGUGGCUCUGCCAACCCCACCGGUGUUGCCGGCACCAGCCUCUACACCGCCAAGGACGCCGGUGUCAUCUUCGACAUCUACAGCGGCAAGACCGACUACUCCAUCCCCGGCCCCGCCGUCUACUCCGCCAAGAAGCGCCGCAGCCACGCUCGCGACAUGACCAUUGUCAACUAA
This is a messenger RNA of Colletotrichum karsti, 768 nucleotides long. Its product is annotated as glycosyl hydrolase family 61. Bases 1 to 768 code for a protein of 255 amino acids. The record is from RefSeq and is a predicted model, not a curated record. Lineage: Eukaryota; Fungi; Ascomycota; Sordariomycetes; Glomerellales; Glomerellaceae. The transcript has 2 exons.